UGGUCACACUGUUGCUGAAAUUUGUUUGUCAUUCAACAAGAAAUUUUGUAAAUCAUUCGAUAUUCUGUUAAAUAUUCACAAAUCUUUGAAAUUAUCAAAAAAAUGAACGAGCAAUCAUCGCUGAAAGUGAAGCCCGUGGAGGUGGCCGUGCUGAGUGCUGCCGGCAGAGUGGGCAUGCCCACGGAGGCCAAUUGUUUUAACCAACUGGCUCAUGUUCAUCGUCUGCGCGACUCGGAGCUGACCUACAACGAACAUCAAUACAAUCUGGACAUGCAGAUGCUGCGUAACCGUGAGGGCCUGGGAGUUCCCCUGAAGAUGGGCAUGGAACGCUUCGCCGCCCGUCAAAUUGGUCGUCUGCCCUUCCUUACCUCGAGCAAUCUAAUGGACGAUGUUUUGACUGGACGCUGCGACACCAUCGGCUUUGAGGACUUUAUGAAUCUUCCCGAAUACAAUGAGCAAAUGCGCCAGCCACAUGCCGUGGUUGAGAAGUCCCUUGGCAUUUAUACGUCCUAAUUUAGUGCAUCUGCUCCCUAUUACACAUAUUUUGAUUAAAAAUGCUUGGCAUUAUACAAACUCA
Drosophila serrata is the source of this 577-nucleotide messenger RNA. It is a transcript of the gene Pomp, whose product is annotated as proteasome maturation protein. Gene Ontology annotation, biological process: proteasome assembly. Gene Ontology annotation, cellular component: nucleus; cytoplasm. The record is from RefSeq and is a predicted model, not a curated record. NCBI's taxonomy places the organism in Eukaryota, Metazoa, Arthropoda, Insecta, Diptera, Drosophilidae.